Messenger RNA from Nerophis lumbriciformis (worm pipefish), 7391 nucleotides. Its product is annotated as sodium bicarbonate cotransporter 3-like. Gene Ontology annotation, cellular component: apical plasma membrane; basolateral plasma membrane; plasma membrane. Gene Ontology annotation, molecular function: monoatomic anion transmembrane transporter activity; sodium:bicarbonate symporter activity; solute:inorganic anion antiporter activity. The record is from RefSeq and is a predicted model, not a curated record. Gene Ontology annotation, biological process: bicarbonate transport; regulation of intracellular pH; transmembrane transport. Lineage: Eukaryota; Metazoa; Chordata; Actinopteri; Syngnathiformes; Syngnathidae.
GCCUUACUACGUCACCAGAAACGCACAGCCAGUCCUCAGUUCACUCAAGUGUCAACCCCGGUUUCCUCUUCGCUACAUUACCGGCAUAAAACUCAACGCUGACCCAAAAAAAGUUCGGCUGGGAGUGAGAUGGAUGAAUCAUCGGAACAAACGCGACCCUUCUUGAGAACCGGUCUAGAUGAGGAGGCAAUAGUUGACCAUGGAAAGACGAGCUUCUCCACGCAAUCAAACUACGAAAAGGACGAGUCAGAAAGCCACAGAGCGGUUUACGUAGGCGUUCAUGUUCCUCUUGGAAGAGAAAACAAGCGGAGGCAUCGUCACCGAGGACACAAGCACCACAGAAAAAGAAGGGAUAAAGAUUCUGAGGACGGAAAGGAAAAUGACAGAGAAUCUCCACCUUACGACACUCCAUCCCAGCGGGUCCAGUUCAUUCUGGGCAUGGAGGACGAUGACUUGGAACAUGUCCCACAUGACCUCUUCACUGAGUUGGAUGAGCUUUCCUUCAGAGAUGGUAGUGCUACUGAAUGGAAGGAAACUGCCAGGUGGCUGAAGUUUGAAGAAGAUGUGGAGGAUGGAGGGGAAAGAUGGAGCAAGCCUUAUGUGGCUACGCUGUCACUGCACAGUUUAUUUGAAUUGCGUAGCUGCAUCCUCAAUGGCACGGUCAUGCUGGACAUGCGAGCCAACAGUAUUGAGGACAUCGCUGACAUGGUGAUAGACAGCAUGGUGGCGUCAGGCCAGCUCAAGGACGACCUGCGAGCGAAGGUGCGAGAAGCCAUGUUGAAGAAACACCACCAUCAGAACGAGAGAAAGCUCAGUAAUCGCAUCCCUCUGGUGCGCUCCUUUGCUGACAUAGGCAAGAAACAUUCUGACCCAUUCUUGCUUGAAAGAAAUGGAGAGGGCCUGUCCUCUUCGCGUCUGUCCCUCCACAAGCCAGGAGCACCCUCUUCUGCUUCCAACCUGGUGCAAAGACAAGAGUCCCGAGUUUCCAUUCUACUCAACCACCUCCUGCCCUCCUCUUCGUCCAACACGGGACGCUCCCCAGGUCCCUCUCCGCUCACCACCCCUCAAAGUACUCCUGCUUUGUUUAGACACGCUUCGCCCAGCCCCCCGUGCACCCAUGGAGCAGGCUUUGGCUCUCAUAGCAUCCCAGAGGUAGUGAUAUCGCCUCCCAACGAUGAUGACCCACCAAAUUCUGCAGAGGAAGAGGCAGCAUCCCCGCAGCUCAGCUGGCAAUCAUCCUGUGCAUCCCAGGGGCUUGAGCAGCUGCCCUUAGAAGGACCACUGGUGCAUCCGAGCUCGGUUCCAAAUUACCUGGACGGUGAUAAGGCAGUGGAGCGGCGGCCUUCCAAAGUUGGGGUCAGUAGAGAAAGCAGCAGUGUCGACUUCAGCAAGGUGGACAUGAAUUUCAUGAAAAAGAUUCCCCCCGGUGCCGAAGCGUCCAAUGUUCUGGUGGGAGAGGUGGAUUUCUUGGAGAAACCCAUAAUUGCCUUUGUUCGCCUGUCCCCUGCGGUUCUUAUCACUGGCCUUACUGAGGUUCCAGUGCCCACAAGGUUUCUGUUCCUGCUUUUGGGUCCUCAUGGAAAGGGUCCUCAGUACCAUGAGAUUGGCAGAUCCAUGGCCACUCUGAUGACAGAUGAGAUUUUCCAUGACGUGGCAUACAAGGCCAAAGACCGAACCGACCUUCUCUCUGGGAUUGACGAGUUCCUUGAUCAGGUGACUGUCCUCCCUCCUGGAGAGUGGGACCCCACGAUCCGGAUUGACCCUCCAAAAAAUGUACCAUCUCAGCUGAAGAGGAAAAGGCCAUCCCAUCCUAAUGGCACCACAUCUCCAGGUGGAGAACAUGAAAACGAAGGGGACCACUAUGCAGGACCAGAGCUUCAGAGGACUGGCAGGAUAUUUGGCGGUCUCAUAUUGGAUAUUAAGCGGAAGGCCCCGUUUUACUGGAGUGACAUCAGGGAUUCCUUCAGCUUGCAAUGUCUAGCCUCCAUCCUCUUCCUCUAUUGUGCCUGCAUGUCUCCUGUCAUUACUUUCGGCGGUCUGCUUGGCGAGGCAACCAAAGGCAAUAUAAGUGCCAUUGAGUCUCUGUUUGGGGCAUCCUUGACGGGGGUGGCAUACUCUCUCUUUGCCGGCCAGCCCCUAACUAUUCUUGGCAGCACAGGGCCUGUUUUAGUCUUUGAGAAGAUCCUCUUUAAGUUCUGCGCGGACUAUGGUCUGUCUUACUUGUCGUUACGAACUAGCAUUGGUUUGUGGACAGCCUUCCUAUGUAUUGUCCUGGUUGCCACAGAUGCGAGCUCCCUGGUAUGCUACAUCACCCGCUUCACGGAGGAAGCUUUUGCAGCACUUAUCUGCAUUAUUUUCAUCUACGAGGCUCUUGAAAAGCUUUUUCAUCUUGGAGAACACUACCCUGUCAACAGUCACAACAUCCUCGACAACCUCACAUCAUAUUCGUGUCAGUGCGCUCCGCCAGUUAACGCCUCAGGUCAGCUCUUGCAGACGUGGAACCAGUCAGGAUACAGCCCCGACUCCAUCCCCUGGAGCAGCCUCAAUGUUUCCAUGUGUAAAGUGCUCCAUGGAGAUUUUGUGGGCACAGCCUGCAGUAACCAUGGACCCUACAUCCCAGAUGUCCUCUUCUGGUCCAUCAUUCUCUUCUUUACCACCUUCUUUUUGUCCUCUUUCCUCAAACAGUUCAAAACAGAGAGAUAUUUCCCCACCAAGGUGCGAUCCACUAUUAGUGACUUUGCUGUCUUUAUAACUAUCAUGAUCAUGGUGUUGGUGGACUACCUAAUGGGGAUCCCCUCCCCUAAGCUAAAUGUCCCUGAUCGUUUUGAGCCAACGUCAAAGAACAGAGGCUGGCUGAUGGACCCUUUGGGAGAAAACCCUUGGUGGACACUGCUGGUGGCGGCACUUCCUGCCCUUCUGUGCACCAUCCUCAUCUUUAUGGAUCAACAGAUCACUGCUGUCAUCAUCAACCGCAAAGAGCACAAGCUUAAGAAAGGCUGCGGCUAUCACCUGGACUUACUGAUCGUGGCAGUAAUGCUGGGCGUGUGUUCUAUUAUGGGCCUGCCCUGGUUUGUGGCUGCUACUGUCCUCUCCAUUUCACACGUCAACAGCCUGAAAGUGGAAUCCGGCUGCUCUGCUCCCGGAGAACAGCCAAAGUUUCUAGGUAUCCGGGAGCAGCGGGUCACUGGAUUCAUGAUCUUUGUCCUCAUGGGCUGCUCAGUUUUCAUGACAUCAGCGCUCAAGUUCAUUCCGAUGCCAGUGCUGUAUGGAGUCUUUCUCUACAUGGGCGCCUCCUCUCUCAAAGGCAUCCAAUUCUUUGACAGAAUCAAACUGUUUGGCAUGCCUGCCAAGCACCAGCCUGACCUUAUUUACCUGCGCUACGUUCCUUUGUGGAAAGUCCAUAUCUUCACACUGGUGCAGCUCACUUGUCUGGUGCUUCUCUGGGUCAUCAAGGCCUCUGCUGCAGCGGUCGUCUUCCCCAUGAUGGUUCUAGCGCUGGUCUUUAUCCGGAAGCUUCUAGAUUUCUUUUUCACAAAGAGAGAGUUAAGCUGGCUAGAUGACUUGAUGCCGGAGAGCAAGAAGAAAAAAGAAGAUGACAAGAAAAAGAAAGCGCGUGCAAAGCUGGAAGAGGAGUCUCGACUACUUCGUCAAGAAGAGCUCGGAUUGCAGGUCAGCUUCGACAACUCAAACCUGCUCAACCUCCCAGAAAAGACGCUCUCAGGGAGCCUGGAGAAGGCGGCCUGCGUUCGAGUGGACAUCAGCCCUGACACGCCAGGAGAGACUUCCACCGUGGAGACCUUCUUGUGAUGGCGUCUCCUCCCGCACAACACGGAGCACAACUGAGGGGACGCCAAACGUACUGUACACACAGCGAAACCUGCCAGUGUAUCUUUAGCACAGCAGGUGAGCUCCACCAGGCUGGCCGGUUGCCAUGGCGAACUGUAAUGAUGUACCGUAGAUCCACAUGUAUCGACUUUUUGUUUUUUUACCAUUUGCAUCUCUUGUGCCAAAGGAAUGGGCCGCAGUCUUGGCGUCAUUGUUAAUUUUAUGAUAUUAGUCUCUCUACUGUAAAAACGUCUCCAACACAAAAGUGAGCAGCACCAGCGCCAUUCACUUCAGGCCCUUCAGGAAUUAUCCAUGCCAUCUAAUAUUGUGGAAAUUACCUGUCGCUGUACAAAACAAAACAGAGGUACUUUGCAUCAUAUGUAACUAAAAAGGAUACCUUGUAGUGUUCUCUCUUUGUGCAGAACAGCGCUGCUUAAAAAAAUAAUUAGUUUUUUUUAAAAAUCAGAAUCUUUUUAUCUAUAAAUAUAUAUACUGUAUGUUAAAAAUAAAUGCAUGUAUGUUUUUUUCUACUGUUUCAUUGAUAACGAUGUAAAAAGAUGACGACAGAGGCCAUAUGAAGUCUGUACUGUCCAGUAAGCACUUUGCCAGCAUAUUUUACCUAACUUUACCUAAACAAGUCUCUCGAAAGGCAGCAAUACUGGCCCGUAUGUCUUUAGGGGUGCACGAUAGAUACUGAAUUAUGACCUCAAAAGAAAAAUAGCUCCGAUAACCGGUAAAAAUGGAGAAAAAAAAAGACAUUCUAAUGAGGCAAGAUUACUCUUGCUGUGCUGUAGGUGGGUUAGGGUGAGCAAAUUAAGCGCUCCUUUUCUCCUACUAAACGUUCCCUCAGGUCACUGUAAACAAACAUGCCGUCGUUCGUACUUUGUGUGCUAUUUUGCAAACAUUCCGCGUGGAGGGAAAAAACAUAACCCUUCAACACAUAAACCUUAUCAGCCACCUGAAGGUGAGCACAAACUGCAAUGUUAAAAAAAAUAUUAGUUAUUGAGAAAGGUUACAGCUUAUCUGUAUUGGUAAAAAAGUAGUGUGCAUCCCUAAUUAAUGUAUCACAAUAGUUUUAAUCAAUGCUUUUAAUUAUAAACGUUAAUGAAAAUAAUGAAGAGAAUAAUGCUAACGUCAGCUCGUUUUUACUUUGCUGUGAUGCUUUCUUGGCCAAGUACAGUGGAACCUUAAAUGUCGAACAUUAGCAGUUUCCUGACGCUAGUUAGUUAUUUAGAGAUGAAAAAUGUUUUUCCGUAGAAAUUAAUGUACAUUUAUCAUCAUGUUUUUGCUAGUUUAAUUUACCGCUAAGCCAAUGUUUUAACCUUUUCCUAUGAAAUGACACAGGGUUUAUUGUAUGAUAUAGUUUUGUUUUGUUUAUGUCUGAAAUGGAGUGGGAAGAAGCAGCGUUACCACUUAACAUAUUUGUGUAUAUUUACGUCAAGCAAAUAUCCUACUGGUAUCCACAGGUCUGCAUGGAUGAUCUUGGUAUCAAAGUAAAGGGGAUAUGUUGAUGCUUACUGCACAUGUGAAAAUGUAGCUAUUUAUGCUACUUUGUAAAUGUAAGUGUAUAUGCUGUUUGUUCAGUCAGUUAUAGCGGUAGAGGAAUGAUACUCAUACCGUUGGAAGUUUUGGCUUUCAAGCUGGGACGAGUUUCUAUUAUUAGGGUUUUGUAUUACAAAGUUAUUUAUGACAAAUGCUCAUCUUGUGGUCAUUUGGGGUUUGAAUUGUCUUGUUUUCCUAAAAUCAGUUGUUUAGCUUUUAGCUGACGUUUUUCUCUUUACGUGGACAGCUACAGUAUCGUGACAGUAAGCAAUUACCAUGGUACAGCACCUCUGGCCCUGUGAUUUUUUUUUAAGGUAAUUUUAACACUCAUAAAUGUCAUAGAAGUAUGAAAUGAAGUUAAUCAGCGUACUGCUGAUACAUUAAAACAAUGAGGCUUUUUUCUUCUUUUUUUAAAGACGUUAACAUCUAUUUAUGUAAUUAAAUGGGAACUGCAGUUUUUUGGAAUUUUGCCCAUCCACAAUCCUUGUGAGACAAGAACACACGUCUUUCCCUUUUCUGUGCGUUCUAAGUAGUGAAAAUCUGCUUUUACGUAAUUAGGGUUCAUAUAUUCCGCCUAUAAAGCAGUCUAAUAAAACAUCCACAAAGCGGCAACAACGCUCCAUUUUCAUGCCGUUACCUGCAUAAUAACCAAGCUAUUGAAAAUGUGUUAUUGUAAGAGCUAACACAGAGGGACUACUUUUUGGCGUCGUGACACAUUGCCUUGCUCACACUGUUCCUCCGGCUUAAGCUGCUAAGAGCGUUAAUUCUGACCCACCAUAAAAUAAAGAAAAAGAAGCCGGGCUGCUAAUACUUUGGUUAUAAACAAAGCACAAGGCGCUUCUGCUGUAUUGCAAAUAGUGUAUCUCACUUGUUUAGUAGUAGGUUGUGGCACCAAGAAAAUCAUCUUGAUAAUAUAUGGCUCUCAACAAAUGGAACACAGCAAAAAACUAAAAUCACAAAGCAUUUUUUACCUGAGGGAGGAUUAUUCAAAAUGUUGCAGCUGAAGGACAGCACAAGUGCUGAAAGAUACAACCAUCCCAGUGAGAGCGGACAUUGUCAGUCACUGUUUUAUGUUUUUAUUUGAAACGUUUAGCAAUAGUGCGACAUGAUAAUGCUCCACGGCUUUGAAAAAGUCUGCAGUUAGUGGUAGCAAACACAGAAAGUGCUCUCUUUGCUACUUUUGUUGACAGAAGUAAAGUUAGUUGCGAUGCACUCUGUGAAAUUAAUGUGCAUUGGAAAGAAGUUACAGGAAUGCUUAGAAUCAUCAAAAUACUAGACCCAAACACAGGACCCGGUGUCCAAAACUUUUCCAUCAAAGGCAACAUGCAUAAAGAUUUAAGAACACAGGGAGGCGUUUUGAUACAUUUUGGGCGGUUUGCGUGUACUAAAACAUGUGCAAACUUGAUAGAGCACACAAAGCUGAUCUACUAAACAUGUACAAAGUGGAUUGCGUCUGUUAAGUAAGCAGAACAAGGCGUGCAAUCCAUUUUGCGUCUCUGUUUUCAGUAAUAUGCAAAAUAUAUGCUGAUCAUCAAAAGGCCCACAAUACUGGGAAGAGAAAAUGCAUAUAUACAGCACAUGUAAUGUGAUUUAUCAACACCGUUUUGCGAGCACUAUUUUGCGUUUUAUUUAGCACGUCUGAAAAAGAUGCGCAGACUGACAGUUCCACACGACUGUGAGAAACUAGUGUUUAGGCUACAAAGACCUACGUUUACGUUUCAACAUACAGUAUUUGGACGGUCAGAAAUAAACAAAAUAUUAGACACGUAGUCGAUUCAGCAACAUCAUUUUAUAAUUUUAUAGCUGCUGAAUGACUUAAGGAGCCGAUUAAAAUAAAUUAAUUGGAUACGUUUUGGUGUCAUUUCAUAUUUUUUGGAUGACAUUCUUUUUUUAAACUAGAUUAUACAUCACUAACAUAUAUAUAUCCUAUAUUAUAAAAAACGUUUGAAUUAUGCAUUUUUUGUGUAUUGAGUACAUAAGUGCAACCUCCCUUGCAUGCACCUGUGGUAAAAAAAAAAAAGAAA